Molecule: messenger RNA, 2877 nt
Organism: Podarcis raffonei (Aeolian wall lizard)
Lineage: Eukaryota; Metazoa; Chordata; Lepidosauria; Squamata; Lacertidae
Product: zinc finger protein 282-like
Exons: 7
Coding region: 262-1896 (544 amino acids)
Biological process (GO): regulation of DNA-templated transcription
Source: RefSeq, a predicted model, not a curated record
CUGCAGGGGGCGCGCUUCCCGGCCAGGCCCCCGUUGCGAGUGUUGCUUUUUUCCUCGCCCCCCCCCAAACCAAAUCGCUACAAUUGCGCCUUGUAUGUUUGCCUCGGAUGUGAGCAGCCCAGCAGCGCGCCCGCCUCCGCCUCCGAUCCUCCGAUCCUCGGGCUGCCCCCCUCCCGGGACCCCCCCAGCCCGGCCCGGCCCGGCCCUGGAGCCCCGAUCCGGCCCUUCUCCCGCCCAGAGCCCCCCCAGCAGCCCAGGGCCAUGGCCGAAUGGGCCCCUGCCCAGAUCCAGGAAUGGAACGUGGAGGCUCAGCACCUGAUGCCCCUUCAGCCCCCACUCGUCCCCGAACUGAGCCACAUGCGCGAAGCCCAACUGCACACGGCCGAGGCGUCCCUGUGGAGCGUGGUGGCCACGGUCCAGGCCAUGGAGCGGAAGAUAGACCUGUUGGCCACCCGCCUGCUCAGCCUGGAGGGCAGGUCUGGGACAGCCGAGAAGAAGCUGCUGGACUGUGAGAAGACGGCCAUGGAGUUUGGGAACCAGCUGGAAAGCAAGUGGGCCGUGCUGGGGACCCUCAUCCAGGAGUACGGCCUGCUCCAGAGGAGGCUGGAGAACGUGGAGAACCUGCUCAAGAACCGCAACUUCUGGGUCCUGAGGCUUCCCCCGGGGGCUAAGGGAGAAAUCCCCAAGAUGCCGGUGACGUUUGUCGACAUUGCCGUGUAUUUUUCCGCCGAAGAGUGGAAGAACUUGGCCGAGUGGCAGAAGGACCUGUACAACAACCUCGUGAAGGAGAACUACGAGUCUUUGCUCAGCCUAGGAGCAGACGUUAACAUUUCCAAACCGGAGGCUCACCCCAGAAUUGAACGCGGGGCAGAGCCAUGUAUUCCAGAACAGCACAGCACAAAGGAGAGGGAGAUAUCUACGGAUCCUUGCACAGAGCCCUUGAUUUGCACGUCGGACGUCUUGAGCCGCAUCAAGCAAGAGGAGUCUUUUGCAGGGGGAGGCCAGUUCACAGAGGAAAGAGGGAUGCCAACAGAUCCGUGUUCAGGAGCUGAGGGCCUCAUGUCCGCCCAUGACUUCUUGUCAUGGAUUAAGCAAGAGGAGGAGCCAUGCGUCAGGGAACACUGGGAGUCGGCAGAGAGAGACAUCCUUACAGGUCCCGGCACAGCUGGCGACGCAAUGGCCGUCAAAGCCGAGACCCAGCGCUCGUGCCCGGAAGAACCGGCGCGGACCAGGGAUUCCGUGUUCCACAGCGAGGCCCCCGUAUCUGCCGGGGCGGCGGCGGCAUCGGCGGCGAUAGAAUCCUACGUGGGCCCAGGCGGCCCGGUUGCGCCGCCCCUCAGCCCUGCCAGGAGCCGACCGGGUAAAUCCAUUGAGUUAGAGAGCGAGUUGCAAGGCCUCUUUGCCCCACAGCCGCCGGCCGAGCGCCCCCACGGCUGCAGCGAGUGCGGGAAGAUGUUUGGGGUGAAGAAGAGCCUGAAGGUUCACCAGCGGAGCCACCACAGCCAGGAGCGGCCGUACGAGUGCGCCGAGUGCCGCAAGAGCUUCAACUGCCACUCGGGUCUGGUGCGGCACCAGAUGACGCACCGCGGGGAGCGGCCCUACAAGUGCGAGGAGUGCGGCAAGUGCUACAGCCGUAAGGAGCACCUUCAGAACCACCAGAGGCUGCACACUGGCGAGAGGCCUUUCCAGUGCCCGGUCUGCGGCAAACGGUUCAUCCGCAAGCAGAACCUGCUAAAGCACCAGCGCAUCCACACCGGGGAAAGGCCGUACCAGUGCGCCGAGUGCGGGAGGAGCUUCCGCUACAAGGAGUCCCUCAAGGACCACCUGAGGACUCACAGCACCGAGCCCCCCGCCCAGAGGCUGCUGCCCUCCCUGGGCGGGGAGCCACUCCCGUAAGGCCCUGCGGGGGGAAGGAGGAAAAGCUCUCCAUAGCUGUCAACGUUUCCCUUUUUUUAGGGGAAAUUCCCUUCUCCCGAAUAGGAUUCGUCGCAAAAAAAGGGGAAAGUCGACAGCUGUGGCUCUCCCUUGCACUCCUUCUCCCCCCCUAAAAAAACCUCCUCCACUCAGCCUCCUUCCCCUCCAGUGCCUCCCGAUUCUGCCGGCGCGGGGGGCAUAGCCGCCACAAAGACCGCUGGACGGUGGGCGUGAGGCCGCCUUGGUUCUGCGAAUGCCACGGGGCAGCCGCACCUCGUUCCCCAAAUGCGUACCGCCUUGCUCCCAAAUCGGCCUUUGCGGAACAAUAAAGAGCGGAACCCGCAAGGGACACGGGCAGCGCCGUCUGCCGCAGGCCGGAACCUCUAGACUUCCCGGAGACUGACGCUGAGGAUCUGAUGAUUUCGCUUGGGGAUGUUUCUAGCCCUCAUUGAGGAGGGGGGUUCCAGGAGCAUGGCGGCAACGUGCGCAUGUGUGUUCUAAAGGCUCAGAAACCAAAUUCCAAACCCCACACCCUGCUCACUCCCCUCCAUGUCUCAAAUGGGUUUUUCCCCCCUCACACAUCUGGAAGGAAUGAUUGCAAUUUUAGCAGGACGCUAGCCUUGCGCGGAAGCCCCCGGAACGGACCCUUUUUGGCUAAAACACGGCUUCUCGUACGUACGAAUAAGGACUUUUGCGUCUCCCUCGUCUCUUUCUCUUGGGUGGCCAGUUUGCGUUGCUCCUCUGCGGGACUUGUUUGAGCCUCUGCUUUUCUUUUCUUUUGUCUUCUCCCCUCAGGGCCUGCUUCUGUUCACAGCCUCUGAACAGUUUCACUGCAAAGCACCUUUUCCAGGUCUCACCGCCCCACCCACCCCAAACCCCGACCCCCAAGUCCUGCAUUUCUUUCCCCACCGCAAGUAUAUUUAUUCGUUCUCGUCCCUCUUUCCUCCCAUGCCUUUGCUUUUA